AUGACGGGCGCGCGGCCGCGCGCGGUGGGGCGGCGCGAGCCUCGGGAGCGCGGCGGCGGCGAGAGCGGCGGGCGAGGCGGUGGAGCGGGUGCGGCGGGCACCAUGGGCGGCGCAGGGAGCGCGGGCCAGGCCCUGGCCGCGCUGUUGCUGGCCGCGUCGGUGCUGAGCGCCGCGCUGCUGGCCCCCGGCGGCUCGCCGACGCCAGACUUAGACAAAAAAAAGCCCGUAGAGCUGAAGAUGGACCAGGCUUUGCUGCUCAUCCAUAAUGAGCUGCCCAGGACAAACUUGACCGUCUACUGGAAUUUCGAUUGCUGUUACCAUUGCCUGCUCCGGGUUCUGGCCAGCGUCUCCCAGGGCAGGAAGGCCGGGGAGCCGGGCGUGGCAGCCGUGGCUGUGAGCACCCAGCACUGGUCCAUCCUGCAGCUGAACGACACUGCGGAGGACACAGAAGUUUGUAGGCUGGAGUACAAAUUUGGAGAAUUUGGAAACUAUUCUCUCUUGGUAAAGCACGUCCGUGACAGAGUCAGUGAAAUUGCUUGUGACCUGGUCGUCAACAAGGAGCCAGUUGACAGUAACCUUCCUGUGGGUAUUGCGUUCCUCGUCGGCAUGGCACUAAUCAUCGUGGUGUCCAUCCUGAGGUUCUUGCUGAGUUUGGAAGACUUUCAGAAUUGGAUUUCUAAAGCAAUCAAUUCUCGGGAAACCGAUCGCCUCAUCAAUUCUGAGCUGGGGUCCCCGAGCAGGGCGAGUGACCCCCAACCAGAGGCCUGGCGUCGGUUGGCGGCCCCACUGCGCCUCCGCUGCGUGGACACGUUCCGAGGGAUGGCGCUCACCAUCAUGGUCUUCGUGAACUACGGAGGCGGGAAAUACUGGUACUUCAAGCACUCAAGCUGGAACGGGCUGACGGUGGCUGACCUUGUGUUCCCAUGGUUUGUGUUUAUUAUGGGAGCUUCGAUUUUCCUGUCAAUGACUUCCAUUCUGCAGCGGGGAUGUUCAAAAAUCAGACUACUGGGGAAGAUCGCGUGGAGGAGUUUCCUGCUAAUCUGCAUAGGAAUUUUCGUUGUGAACCCCAAUUAUUGCCUCGGUCCAUUGUCCUGGGAGAAGGCGCGCAUCCCCGGCGUGCUCCAGCGCCUGGGGGCCACCUACUUCGUGGUCGCCGUGUUGGAGCUGCUCUUCGCCAGGCCGGUGCCCGAGACCUGCGCCUCGGAGAGGAGCUGUUUUUCUCUGCUGGACAUCAUGGCCAGCUGGCCCCAGUGGCUCUUCGUGCUGAUCCUGGAAGGCGUCUGGCUGGCCUUGACCUUCUUCUUACCGGUUCCCGGGUGCCCCACCGGUUACCUGGGGCCAGGUGGCAUCGGAGACGGGGGCAGGUACCGGAACUGCACUGGCGGCGCUGCGGGCUAUGUGGACCGCCUGCUCCUGGGCGAACAGCACCUCUACCAGCACCCGUCCUCCACUGUGCUUUAUCACACCGAGGUGGCCUAUGACCCGGAGGGCAUCCUGGGGACCAUCAACUCCAUUGUGAUGGCGUUUUUGGGAGUUCAGGCAGGGAAGAUACUCCUGUAUUACAAGGACCAGACCAGAGGCAUCCUGAUCAGAUUCGCUGCCUGGGGUUGUCUUCUUGGGCUUGUUUCUGUGGCUCUGACGAAGGCAUCUGAAAAUGAAGGCUUUAUUCCAGUAAACAAAAACCUCUGGUCCGUCUCCUACGUCACCACGCUGAGCUCCUUGGCCUUCCUCAUCCUGCUGGCCCUGUAUCCCGUGGUGGAUGUCAAGGGGCUGUGGACCGGAGCCCCGUUCUUCUACCCGGGGAUGAACUCGAUCCUGGUGUACGUGGGCCAUGAGGUCUUCGCCAACUACUUCCCCUUCCAGUGGAAGCUGGGCGACCAGCAGUCCCACAAGGAGCACCUCGUGCAGAACGCGGUCGCCACCGCCCUGUGGGUGCUCAUCGCCUACGUCCUCUAUAAGAAGAAGGUGUUCUGGAAGAUCUGA
This is a messenger RNA of Rangifer tarandus platyrhynchus (Svalbard reindeer), 1983 nucleotides long. The record is from the annotation of a GenBank genome assembly. Lineage: Eukaryota; Metazoa; Chordata; Mammalia; Artiodactyla; Cervidae.